ACUGCUCGUUCCUGUAUGGAGAAGACCAAUGCUACGGAAUCUGAUCUGAUGCACCUUCGCAGUGAUCCACCUUUCCCGCAUAAGGCCGCUUGUAUCGUCACCUGUUUAUUAGAAAAAAUAGGCAUCGUGAAGGACCAAGUAUUCUCAAAAUCUGGCUUCAUGGUCAUCGUGGGUCCGCUGGUCUUUCAAAAUAAGAAGAAAUUGGAUCACAUGAAGACUGUCUCCGAGAAUUGUGAUAAAGAGAUAAAAAGCGAUGAAGAUUCUUGUAAACUUGGUAAUGAAAUACCUCAGUGUAUUUUCAAAUACGCCCCCGAACUACAUUUCAAGAGUUAA
This is a messenger RNA of Vanessa atalanta (red admiral), 333 nucleotides long. RefSeq lists its product as uncharacterized. Lineage: Eukaryota; Metazoa; Arthropoda; Insecta; Lepidoptera; Nymphalidae. Gene Ontology annotation, molecular function: odorant binding. Bases 16 to 333 code for a protein of 105 amino acids. The transcript is spliced from 3 exons. The record is from RefSeq and is a predicted model, not a curated record.